Condylostylus longicornis is the source of this 2056-nucleotide messenger RNA. It is a transcript of the gene heix, whose product is annotated as ubiA prenyltransferase domain-containing protein 1 homolog. Gene Ontology annotation, cellular component: Golgi membrane; endoplasmic reticulum. The transcript has 2 exons. Gene Ontology annotation, biological process: menaquinone biosynthetic process; vitamin K biosynthetic process. Lineage: Eukaryota; Metazoa; Arthropoda; Insecta; Diptera; Dolichopodidae. The record is from RefSeq and is a predicted model, not a curated record. Gene Ontology annotation, molecular function: prenyltransferase activity. The coding region runs from base 582 to 1796 and encodes 404 amino acids.
ACGAAAAGGUGACGUGAAUUUUCUGCUAAAAAAGAUUUCAAAGGAAAACAAAAUUAGUUCGUAAAAUUUUAGUACACCUAAAUUAAUUUUUUCAAUAACGAGUAAAUAAUUAUACCUAAUUCAUUGUGUUAUCUAAUAAUAAUAUGUACUAAAGUAAAUCGUAAAAUUUUAUUUCGUGGGCUUCUACCUAUAAAAUAGUGCUCAAAAUGGUUGAUUUUUUGCAGACAAUAAUAUGUAUUUAAAUUAUUUGUUUAUUAAAAGACACAGUUGUGAAGCACUAACAAAUAUUGGGAAAUAUUCUGACAUUCACAAUUUUAUUAUUUAAUAUAUGACCCUAGGCUAAUAUUUUGGAUGUACCAAAACUUGUAUUUAAUUAUUAAGAACUAAAAGAUGUGCUUUAACGUAGUAAAAAAUUUUGAGUUUUAUUUAUGUGCACUCGAAAUCGUAAGAAACUAAGUUUUCAAAGCUAAAUUAAAAAAAAAGAUAAAAUUUUUGUGAUAAUUGUUUUUUAAGCUCUGUGAGCAAAAUAAAUUAAGUCUGACUUUAAAAACUCUAAAAGCAGAAAAUAGUACUUACCAAAAAUGUCUAAUAUAACAAACGAAACACCUGAUGGUACUCCAAUUAUAGAUCGCAACCCACAGUUAUCUAACUUUUUUGCUGCAAAUAAGAGCCACUUUUAUCAAAAUUCAGAAAAUGGUAACGGUUAUAGUCAAAAUGAUAAAUUUGAAUCUUCUGCGAUUGAUUCAAAAAAACUGAUGCCUCAUAAUCUAAUACCAAAGCAAAAUAUGGAGUUUGUUCCCUUGGAUCAGUCAUUUAGAAAUCCACCUGAUUGUGAAGAUUUAUGCCAAAAUCAUGCUGAUAAAUCAAUAAAUUUAGAGUCAUCAUCUUUAAUGAAAUUAAAAACAUACUUAUUGGCUUUGAGACCGUGGUCAAUAUCUGGAAGUCUGGUUCCAACAAUUUUAGGAUCUGCUUUAGCAUAUCGUUCCGAGUGGUCAUCAAGUUUUAAUUUUAUAAUAUUUUUAUUAACAAUUCUUACUGUCGUUACUGUGCAUUGUGCUGGCAAUGUUGUUAAUACGUACUUUGAUUUUGUAAAGGGUAUUGACAAUCGUAAAUCAGACGAUAGAACCUUAGUUGAUCACAUUUUGACAAAAGAUGAGGUUGUGUCAUUAGGCGCAAUAUUAUACAUGGCUGGCUGCAUUGGUUUUAUAUGUUUAGCAAUUAUAAGCCCUGCUAAAAUGGAACAUUUAGCUUUAAUAUAUUUUGGUGGUUUAUCGUCAUCUUUUCUUUAUACGGGUGGGAUUGGUUUUAAAUAUAUUGCCUUAGGCGAUUUAGCAAUACUAAUAUUAUUUGGCCCAUUAUCCGUAUUAUUUGCUUUCAUGUCACAAACUGGCCACGUUGAUUGGACGACCAUAUACUUUGCAAUACCGUUGGCACUUAAUUCCGAAGCUAUACUGCAUAGCAAUAACACACGAGACGCUGAGAACGAUAAACGUGCUGGUAUUGUAACUUUAGCAAUACUGAUAGGUCGAACAGCUUCUCAUGUAUUAUAUGCGUUAUUAUUAUUUACGCCUUAUAGCAUAUUUGUUGUAUUAGCUGUAAAAUUUUCAUUUUGGUUCGUUCUUCCACUAAUAACAUUACCACAAGCUUUCAAGAUUGAAAAAUUAUUUCGUUGUGAAAUAACAAUGAGUCAAGUUCCACAACAAACGGCUAAAUUAAAUUUUUUUUUUGGUAUUUUAUAUGUUGUGGCUUGUUGUUGUGCACAGAGUUUGCCAACGUUUAACAAUGGAAAAAAUUGAAAUAUAAUAAAAAAGUUCAUAUGAACUGUUGUAAAUUUUGUUUUUUUUUUUUUAAUAUUAAAGGAAAUGCAUAAUACAUAUUAUAUCAUCUUAAAUUGAAAAAAAUAUACAUACCUGCCGUAAGUACAUGUAAAUAUAUUUAUAUAAUUUUGGCUUAAAGAACCAAAAUAAUUUAAAAUUUAUUUAUUGUUUAUUUUAAGUUGAAAUGUUUUUAAUUAUUGUUUUUAUAAGAGAGAAGUACAAUAAAUACUUUAAAAAUU